This is a messenger RNA of Aquila chrysaetos chrysaetos, 1684 nucleotides long. RefSeq names its product antigen-presenting glycoprotein CD1d-like. Gene Ontology annotation, biological process: antigen processing and presentation, exogenous lipid antigen via MHC class Ib; antigen processing and presentation, endogenous lipid antigen via MHC class Ib; immune response. Gene Ontology annotation, molecular function: exogenous lipid antigen binding; endogenous lipid antigen binding; lipopeptide binding. The transcript is spliced from 6 exons. Gene Ontology annotation, cellular component: external side of plasma membrane. The record is from RefSeq and is a predicted model, not a curated record. Bases 71 to 1144 code for a protein of 357 amino acids. NCBI's taxonomy places the organism in Eukaryota, Metazoa, Chordata, Aves, Accipitriformes, Accipitridae.
CGUCUCUCACAGCCCCUUGCUCCUGUUGUUGCACCCACUACUGCACAAUCGGGGCCUUGCUGCUGGCACCAUGCAGCCCCGUCGUUGCUGCCUUCUCCUCCACCUCCACCUUCUCCUCUACCUCCUCCUCCUCUCUGGGACACAGGCAGACCUGGAGGGGACCUUCACUAUCCGGCUGCUCCAGACCUCCAUCUUCCAAAAUACCUCCUUCGUGGACACGGAGGGCCUGGGCCUGCUGGAAGACAUUGAGCUUGGUUCUCUUGAUAAGCACACCUGGACCAUACGCUUCUACCAGCCCUGGGUGCGCCCAGCCCUGCCCCGCGGUGACUGGGACACCAUUGAGAACAUGAUCAAGAUCUAUUUGCAGAAGUUCAACCACCUGAUCAAUAAAGGUGCCAUGCAGAAGGAUGUGCCCUACCCCUUUGUGGCCCAAUGCAUGGCGGGCUGUGAGGUCUACCCCAACAGGACCUCCCGGGCCUUUGCCUAUGUGGGCUACAAUGGCCAGGACUUCCUCAGCUUCAACAUGGACAAUGCCACCUGGCUCCUUUCCCAAGACACCAACCUGUCACAGUACGUCCAGGCCGUUCUCCAGAACUAUACCGCCUUCAGCGAGCUGGUGGAAGUCCUCUUCAACGAUACCUGCGUUGAUGACAUAGAGAUGUUACUGCACUAUGGGAAGGCAGCUCUGGAGAGACAAGAGCCACCUGUUGCCACGGUCUUCGCCCGCAUGCCCAAACCAGACCAGCUCCUGCUGGUUUGCCGCGUCACUGGCUUCUACCCACGGCCCAUCAGCGUGGCCUGGCUGCAGGAUGGCCAGGAGGUGCUGCCAGGCCCAGCGCUCAACACCAGCGCCAUCCUGCCCAACGCCGACCUCACCUACCAGCUCCGCAGCAUCCUGGCCGUGGCCCCCCAUGAUGGGCACAGCUACGCUUGCCGCGUGCGCCACCGCAGCCUGGGCACCCGCAGCCUCCUCAUCCCAUGGGGGAACUCAGAGGAGGUGGUGCUGAUCGCAGGGCUCGGGGCAGGGCUGCUGGCAGCUGUUGCCCUGGCUGUCAUCUCCGCACUUUGGGUAUGGAGACACAGAAAGCACCAACAGAUGGAGGAAUCAGAGUCCCGGAACUCCAUCCUGAGCAAAGAAGCUUAGCCCAGAAGGGAGCCAACAGCCCCCAUUUCCUUCCACCACCCUCACAGGGACAAAGAGUCUACCUUUCUCUGCUUCAGCAAAACUCCAGGUGCUGCUGAGUGUGAGAUCAAUGUGACUUGGGGAUGUAAGGGGAAAACCUGGGGGGCUCCUGACCCGCUUCAGUUUGCUAAGUAGACAAGGAUGCAUGUCUGAGACCUCCUCACUUGUUACACACUAUAACUUCUUACCUUGUGGCACUGCCCGUUGCACCCACUGAGGCUCUUUAGGGCACCCCAAUGCCCAGUGGCAAUUUCUCCCAGUUCUGGUACAAUAACACAUUUAUCAGUAGGUGGUAAGUUGUGCCCUUCUACUGUUGCUUUCUAGUAUUUUUUCCUAAAAGCUGCCUUUAUUAACCGUAUUCCAGAAAUAUUUGUGCUGAGACUGAACUCUUCCACCCAGACUAACAGCACCUGGCCAGAAACCGUUUUACAAAGUGCUGAGUAACACUGAAACUCUGAUGUAAUCUGUACAAGCUGCAGAUGUGUAUAAAAUUAAAUUAAA